Homarus americanus (American lobster) is the source of this 726-nucleotide messenger RNA. Its product is annotated as leucine-rich repeat extensin-like protein 3. The transcript has a single exon. The record is from RefSeq and is a predicted model, not a curated record. The coding region runs from base 1 to 726 and encodes 241 amino acids. Lineage: Eukaryota; Metazoa; Arthropoda; Malacostraca; Decapoda; Nephropidae.
AUGACGCCACCGGAUACCCUGGUUGUCGCCACCGUGCACGUGGCGCCAGGGCAACCGCACCGCACGCCGCCUGUGGUGUCGCCCAUUACGCCGCCAUGGUGCCUCAUGGCACCACGCACGCCGCCUGGUGUCACCACGACUGCGUCAUACAUUUCACGCACGCCGCCUGUGCCAUCAUGGCGCCACGCACGCCACCUGGUGCCACGUAACGCCGCACACACGCCUGGUGCCAUGCCACGCCGCUGGUGUCACGCCACGGUGCUCGCCAUGACGCCGCCGCCUGGUGUCGCCACCGUACGCCGCCAGGUGCCAUCAGGGCGCCGCACGCGAUAUUGCCACGACUGCACUGCCUCAGUGUCACUACGCCAGGUGCCACCAGCGCCACGCCGCCUGGUGUCGCCGCAUUUCGCACCGCAAAGUGCCCAUCGCGGCGCCGCACGGCACCUGGUGUCGCCGCAUUUACACGCCGCCAGGUGCCCACAUGCGCCGCCGCCUGUGGUGUCACCGCAUUUCACGCCGCCAGGUUCCCAUCAUGGCGCCACGCACGCCGCCUGGUGUCCGCACAUUUCUGCACCUGGUGCCCAUCAUGGCCACACCUGGUGUCGCCUCCACACACCGCCAAGUGCCUCAGAGCGCCACCGCACGCCACCCUGGUCAAUCGCCACAUUUCACGCACCAGCGCGCACGCCACCUGGUGGCCACCCUGCCAUUAGUGUCACCAUGUAG